AUGAGCAGCCGCCCGCCCAGCGCGUCCUCAGGUCCUGGCGGCGGGGCCAUGGCGGAGCUCGCGUCGCUGUCGGAGGACGCGUACCUGGCGCUGAGACACAGCUACGCGGCGGCGGCGGCGGGUCUCCCGUACGGGGCGGCGCGGGGACCCGAGGUGGCCCGCGGCUACGGCGCCCCCAACCGCUCGCUCCGGCUCAGCAUCAACGCGCGCGAGCGGCGGCGGAUGCACGACCUGAACGACGCGCUGGACGGCCUGCGCGCCGUCAUCCCCUAUGCUCACAGCCCGUCGGUGCGCAAGCUCUCCAAGAUCGCCACGCUGCUCCUGGCCAAGAACUACAUCCUCAUGCAGGCGCAGGCACUGGACGAGAUGCGGCGCCUCGUGGCCUACCUCCACCAGGGCCAGGGGCUGCCUACGCCCGUGGCCGCCGCCCCCCUGGCGCCCCUCGGCCAGGCGCCGGUCUGCCCCUUCUCGGCGGGCGCCGCGCUGGGGCCCUGUCCCGACAAGUGCGCCUCCUUCUCCGGGACGGCCUCGGCGCUUUGCAGACACUGCAGUGAGAAGCCCUAA
Messenger RNA from Elephantulus edwardii (Cape elephant shrew), 564 nucleotides. RefSeq names its product basic helix-loop-helix family, member e23 (gene BHLHE23). The coding region runs from base 1 to 564 and encodes 187 amino acids. The transcript is spliced from 2 exons. Gene Ontology annotation, molecular function: protein dimerization activity. The record is from RefSeq and is a predicted model, not a curated record. NCBI's taxonomy places the organism in Eukaryota, Metazoa, Chordata, Mammalia, Macroscelidea, Macroscelididae.